UUGGUUCUCUGUGCAGCUCUGUUCUGUAACUGCAGCACACCACAGUGUGUGAAGGAUGGGUAUAAGUGCGAGACCAAGGGUGCGUGUGUGGCCUCCACCUCAGUCAUUGAAGGACAGGAGCAGCAUGUGCGGCUCUGCAUCCAGAAAGAGGACCUGGUUCCUCCGGGCCAGCCGUUCUACUGCCUCAGUGCAGAGGGACUGCUGAACACUCACUGUUGCUACUCUGAUUACUGCAACAGCAUCGACCUCAAACUACCAACCGUGACAAACGCACCGGGUUCAGGGCAGGACUGGGGGCCGGUGGAGCUCACUGCAGUGGUGGCGGGGCCGAUCUUUGUGCUGUGUGUGCUGGUUCUGCUGGGUCUCUUUCUGUUCCAGCGCCGCCAGCGGGCCUACGGUCACCGGCAGAGACUGGAGGUAGAGGAUCCCAGCACUGAACACAUGUUCCUGGCCAAGGACAAGACCUUACAGGACCUCAUCUACGACCUCUCCACUUCAGGAUCUGGGUCUGGUCUGCCGCUGUUCGUCCAGAGGACAGUGGCUCGUACCAUAGUGCUGCAGGAGAUCAUCGGUAAAGGCCGCUUUGGGGAGGUGUGGAGGGGGAAGUGGAGAGGAGGAGACGUCGCCGUGAAGAUCUUCUCCUCUCGUGAGGAGCGCUCCUGGUUUCGUGAAGCUGAAAUCUACCAGACCAUCAUGCUCCGCCACGAGAACAUCCUGGGCUUCAUUGCUGCCGACAACAAAGAUAAUGGCACAUGGACUCAGUUGUGGUUGGUGUCAGACUAUCAUGAGAAUGGAUCCCUGUUUGACUAUCUGAACCGAUAUUCAGUCACCAUCGAGGGCAUGAUUAAACUAGCGCUGUCGGCUGCCAGCGGCCUGGCGCAUCUGCACAUGGAGAUACUGGGCACUCAGGGUAAGCCUGGCAUCGCUCACCGUGACCUGAAGUCCAAGAACAUCCUGGUGAAGAAAAACUGCACGUGUGCAAUCGCUGAUCUCGGCCUGGCGGUUCGUCACGAGUCUGUCUCCGACACCAUCGAUAUCGCCCCCAACCAGCGUGUCGGCACUAAGAGGUACAUGGCACCUGAGGUUCUGGAAGAGACUAUUAACAUGCGUCACUUCGACUCAUUUAAAUGCGCUGACAUCUACGCUCUGGGACUCGUGUACUGGGAAAUCGCUCGCCGCUGCAAUGCUGGAGGUAUUCAUGAAGAGUACCAGCUGCCCUACUAUGACCUGGUGCCCUCUGACCCAUCCAUAGAGGAGAUGAGGAAAGUGGUGUGUGAUCAGAGGUUACGACCCAACAUCCCCAACUGGUGGCAGAGCUAUGAGGCGUUGCGUGUGAUGGGGAAGAUCAUGCGGGAGUGCUGGUACGCUAACGGCGCUGCGCGACUGACGGCUCUCCGCAUCAAGAAAACCCUGUCUCAGCUCAGCGUGGACGAAGACAUGAAAAUCUGAGCGAAACACUACCUUCUGCCAGAAACACUCCUAGCAAAGAGAACGUGUACAGACAUGCGACCACUCGAAACUAUCCUGCCAGUUCAAAAGUAUUUCCGUCCACUGAGUCGGGAUGGGGCCUACCUCACCCCACCGCCAAAAUUACUGAACCUACGGUACCCAACAGCCCUCUGUGCUCUCCUCCUCCUCGCUACAUCUACUACCACUAUCGCCCAGCUCGCCAAUCAAAAUGGACAUGUGACUCGAUGGAUUCUGAUCAAAUCAGUUUCGCCCCAAAGAUAAUUUUUCCAACCAGAGCCGCUCAUAUUUAAGCAGUUUUAACCGGCUUGUUGCAUCCACUUAGGUCAGUCUAGCAGACUACCUCGGUUAACUAACUAUGUAGAAUACACAAAGUCCAGGUUGAGCUGGUAAGCGCGGUGAAUUGGUGCAAGAUGGCACUGCUAGCGACCGACAUGAUCAGCUGAUUCCUUUCAUUACCACGUCAAAGCUGUUAGCAAAGCAACCUUAUUUGCACUUUAUCCCAGGGGUUUUGUGAGCGUGAAGUGGAUUAUAGCCAUCUUGGUUUAGGAAUCACACACUGGCACACGCGUCUAUUCUUACUACUGAACGGUACGGAGAUAUCUAUUUAUUUUAGCUCGUAGAUCCUUCAUAUGUCCUUAUUUUUUUAUCGCCAUUAGAUUUCCUCCUCUCCUCCGUGGGCAAACAAAGCUACUGUAUAUAGUAUAUUUUUUAAAAGUAUGGAAAUGUAAAUAGCUUACCCUUUUUUAAUUUCCAAGUCCUUCGACUAAGCUAAAGGUUUGAUCGUGUAGGAACAUGAGAGAUGUGAAGCUGUACGGGUCAGCGGAAGCGGUGGCUAAAGUACAGGUUUUUGUUAAACUUUGUUUUUCAUAGCUAAACCUGUCACUGUAGCAUUAAAUGACACUAUAAUGACACACAUUUUAUUAACUGAGGAGCAUUGGGACUGUUUUGUUUUUUAAGGAAUAUUUCAUGCAAACAUAAGAACGUUCAUCGUUUAUCGUCCUCAUAUCGCUCCAAACCCGUAUGAUGGAAUUUUUACUGUAAAACGCAAAAGGACAUAUUGAGCAGAAUGUGCAAGCUGCUCAAAUCAAAAAUAUGAUUUUAUGCUAUAUUCAAAGUUCUCUGAAUUCAUAUGAACUACAUCUGUGAUACUUUAUUCAUGCAAUUUAAUUGCAAGACAAAGGUUUGUAUGAACUUGUCCAAUGCAAGAAAAAGUCAUGCAGGUUUGGAGCAUCAUUAGGGCGAAAAAUGACAGGAUUUUAAUUUUUUUGCGGCUCCUGCCGCAAGUGACAUUACGACGUGAUCCUAGGAAAUAGAUCUGAUUCUUCUUCAUGCACUGGGUCUGUAAUGAGGAGAACGACUUGAAAAUGUAACUUGAAAAGUUUGGCGUCGAGGCACACUGCUUUACUCCUACUACACUGUAUUUAUGACUCCUGACAGACAUUAUGUCUCUCUCUCUCGUACUCCAUGGAUAAAUACUACUGCCCUUCUGUUCCUCUGUCCGCUUAAUAUGCAAGAUGUAAAUAUAGUUUCUAUAAUGUAUGACCUUUUUUAUUAAUCCGAUUUGAUUCAGUAGACAAUUGUGUGGUUCUGUUUUGUGGUUUGUUUUUUAAUGUGACUCGUUUUUAAUUCAGGUUUUAUUCGUAUAGCGCUUUUAACAGUAGGUCUUGAAGCAGCUGCACAGGGUUUUUGGUCGGUGGUCUUUCAUUGAAUUAGAUUUUAUCUCCCAGUUUCACUGGACCUGGUGUCUCGAGUUUGUGUUUUGACAAUCUGAACAAGUACUGUUAUUCUCCUUCGUCCAUUUGCAACAAUUCAGUCACCUUACACUAUUAAAAUGUGUCCAGAAAAAGCCAAAAAUGAUUGCAUAUAGUUGGAAGAACAUGUUAAUGCUUUCUUUAGAUUAUAUUUUCAUGUUAUGUUUAUGUAGAUCCAAAAUGACAAGCUACCAUGUGAAAUGUAUUCGUAACACUGGAUUGAGUCACAACACUACUGAGAAAUAUAAGACGACACUGGCACAUCGGCUGCUGAUUGAGAAAAUCAUCUUGAACUGGGAAUAAGUGUUCGGGUUUGAUCUGUAUUUGUUUCUACUGUCGAGUUCGGUUUGUACAUGUAUUUAUAGUUUCCAGAAAGCAUGUCGCUGCUGGCAGGAUUUGGGCUUCAUAAACGUCUGCUGACUGUAGUGGAGAUGUUUGUCGCCCGGCUAAUUAUAACAGCUAAACGAGGGCGACAGUGGGAUUUUACGUCUUAGUCCCGGUUUAGCAUAAGGAAGUUUCCUCAAUCAUCUGACCUCACAGCCGACCUGUAUAAUCCGAGUGUAUUUCCCAAAUCUACAUGGAGAGACUUUUCAGGAAUUUCAGUUUCCAAUCAUGUACAUGGGUAAUUAUUAAAUGGUAAUAAAUACAGGUUUUCCUACAUUU
Molecule: messenger RNA, 3884 nt
Organism: Sinocyclocheilus anshuiensis
Lineage: Eukaryota; Metazoa; Chordata; Actinopteri; Cypriniformes; Cyprinidae
Product: activin receptor type-1B-like
Exons: 8
Biological process (GO): cellular response to growth factor stimulus; cell surface receptor protein serine/threonine kinase signaling pathway; protein phosphorylation
Cellular component (GO): plasma membrane; signaling receptor complex
Molecular function (GO): ATP binding; transmembrane receptor protein serine/threonine kinase activity
Source: RefSeq, a predicted model, not a curated record